CAGCGAGGGGGCGGGGCGCAGAUCUGUUUCCCUCAGACUCCAUCUGCCCGGAGCCGCUAAGGGAGCGCAAGGUCAAGUUCGCCUUGGCCCCGCCUCCAGCUCAGGUACUAGGGGGUCUAGACCCGAGGCUGCCCGGGCCGGAGGCAGCCUUGAGUCCCGAGACCAAACGUCGUUUCCCUCUCGGACCUCGGGCGCCGGGCCGCGCGCUGACCGACAGCCCCUGCUAGGCCCAGCAGGUCCCCUAGUCCCCCGCAGUCCCCCGAGACUCGCCGAGCGCCGUUGCUGAGCCCUGCAAAUAGCAGCAGGGUGGCCACUGCAACAGGUGUGGAUGUGCCUGACAAGAUGAAGUGCCGAAUACCUGUGGUGCUCCUGGCCUGUGGCUCCUUUAACCCCAUCACCAACAUGCACCUGCGCAUGUUUGAGGUGGCCAGAGAUCACCUACACCAAACAGAAUAUGAAGAAAAGGACCAUGAAGUUGCACUUGUUUUUCCUGGACCUCAGUCUAUCUCAAUAAAAGAUAUUUCUUUUCAUCUGCAAAAAAGGAUUCAAAAUAAUGUUAGCAGCAAAAAUGAUGACCCUGACAAGUCAUCUUUUAAACGCAAAAGAACUGAAGAACAAGCAUUCUGUGAUUUGAAUGACAGCAAGUGCAAAGGCACAACACUGAAAAAAAUUAUAUUUAUAGAUAGCACCUGGAAUCAAACAAACAAAAUAUUCACUGAUGAGCGACUUCAAGGAAUGUACCAGGUCAUCCAGGGUAUCAUCUCUCCUGUCAACGACACCUAUGGGAAGAAAGACCUCGCAGCUUCUCAUCACCGAGUGGCCAUGGCCCGGCUGGCCCUGCAGACAUCCGACUGGAUCCGGGUGGACCCCUGGGAGAGUGAGCAGGCACAGUGGAUGGAGACAGUGAAGGUGCUGAGGCAUCAUCACAGCGAACUGCUCAGAUCUCCACCCCAGAUGGAAGGCCCAGACCAUGGCAAGGCACUCUUCCCGACCCCUGCAGCUGUGCCUGAGCUGAAGCUUCUCUGCGGGGCAGACGUCUUGAAGACCUUCCAGACCCCCAACCUCUGGAAGGAUGCGCACAUCCAGGAAAUAGUGGAGAAGUUUGGCUUGGUGUGCGUGGGCCGAGUAGGUCAUGACCCAAAAGGUUACAUCUCAGAAUCUCCCAUCCUACGGAUGCACCAGCACAACAUUCACCUGGCCAAGGAGCCUGUGCAGAAUGAGAUCAGUGCCACGUACAUCAGGCGAGCCUUGGGCCAAGGGCAGAGCGUAAAGUACCUGAUUCCCGAUGCUGUCAUCACCUACAUCAAGGACCAUGGCCUCUACACCAAGGGCAGUACCUGGAAAGGCAAAAGCACCCAGAGCGCUGAGGGCAAGACAAGCUAGGGAGGGGGGACUCAGCACCCACACCUCCUCCAACAAGCUCCUGCUGGGGAGAGGGCUGUUAAGGUUUCUGUUUUACUUUGGUUUUUGCUUCUCCAUUUUUAAUUUGCUUUAUUUCUACAGUGAUUCUACUUCUGAGGAGUCUUCUGUCCCAGGAAGAGAUACCUUCUUUACAGGAGAGGAAAGGUCUAAAUCACAAGGAUAGACAUUUAUCAAAGAAGUUAAAAUGGUGUGGCCGGUCAUUAGGAUUAGGCAGAAUCUCUCAGAGCUGCUGGACAAGGAGGUCUACUUAUUUUGUGUGGAUGGUAAUUAUGGCAUGCACGCUGAAUGCAGUUCUGAGCAUGGCAGUGGCCCCUGAGGGUCAGAUCAGAAUUACCCACAAUGUGUUUUUUAACUAGGACCAGGUGCAGCAUGCUAGUCUUGAUUGGAAAGAUUUGACAGGAUGCUAAUUACUGAACAGUGGGUUUUGUCAACGCCCUGGUUUCAGAAUAUGAACUGAGGAGUCAAACAGUUGGAAACAGCACAUUGCUGAUUUACACUGGAUCUUGCCUUACAAACCAUUGUCUGCCUGCCUAACCAGCCUUUCAUAAAAUUUAAACAAAACUCUUUCUACGUAGUGAUCCUCAAGGAAUAUUUUUGAUACAGCAAGUGUCAAACUUGCUAUAGCAUAAAAGCCAGGGCUCCUGAUUUCCAGGUUUCUAAAAAGGAACUGAGGUAAAACAGAUGCCUGACCAUUUUAAAGGAUCUUUUUUAAUGUUUUAUGACUGCCUGUCUGUUUGAAUACUGGCAAAGGGAUAAAUAAUAAAUUGACAUCAAAAAGUACUAAUGAAAAA
This is a messenger RNA of Gorilla gorilla gorilla (western lowland gorilla), 2213 nucleotides long. It is a transcript of the gene NMNAT3, whose product is annotated as nicotinamide nucleotide adenylyltransferase 3. Gene Ontology annotation, cellular component: mitochondrion. The record is from RefSeq and is a predicted model, not a curated record. Lineage: Eukaryota; Metazoa; Chordata; Mammalia; Primates; Hominidae. Bases 343 to 1383 code for a protein of 346 amino acids. The transcript has 6 exons. Gene Ontology annotation, molecular function: nicotinamide-nucleotide adenylyltransferase activity; nicotinate-nucleotide adenylyltransferase activity. Gene Ontology annotation, biological process: NAD+ biosynthetic process.